AUGUCGCAAAGUGAGCGUGUUACGGAUUUAAUCAUGCAUUACUACAUGGAACACGGCCGCAACAGGGAUCUGGAAAAGUAUCUACGCUUGCGACGCAUGUCGAACGCAACGCGUUCUUCCAGCGAUGGUAGUCUUCCGUGUUUGGAUGAAUUGCAGCGCCGUGCGUGCCGCUCUGCAUGCGAUCGGUCCGGUGUUGGAAAGUCGAUGGAAAAUUUGUCCACACUACGGAAAAAAGCGGAACAGCAAAAGCUCGACGAAAGUGAAAAAUCACUCCGCAAUGCAUCGGCAGAAAGUGCUAAAUCUGAAGCGAACAAAUCAUCCGACAAAGUAGGCACUGAUGCAGGAGGUACCUCGGUCGCAAAGGGCGUUACAGUGAAGGAGACAAAAGUGGAACACAAGAGUGGGAGAAACUUCAACUUUAAUCUCGAAUCGGUCAUAGAAAUUAAUCUUCCUCCACCACCUACCAUCACGUUGGGUGUACCGACUUCGUCUACGGCGCCAGCGAUUACUUACAUCCAACCGGAACCGCUUCCGCAGGUACAGUCGGUGAUGAAACAAUUGUCACCACGGAUUGUUGUUCAUGAAAAUAGUACCCAAACGGUGGCCUCUGAAGAUGAUCCCAUUCGACCGGUGGUGAAAACGCACAUUCCCGGCAAUGUAGAGGAACCGCUGGACAGCACGAAAGAUCUGUCACCCGUCAGUAGCAUCGCAUCGAACAAGCAGAAACUGGAAUGGGAUUCGUUGGGUGACAUUGGGUAUGAUUCGAGUGAACGGCUACAAUUCUGUGGUGCAGCUGAUCUAAACGAAACGGAAAAGCGUUGCCUUCAGCGAUACUUUGCCCGUAAAGGACUCCAAUUCGAUCGAAGCGUCAUUGUCGUACGGCAAAGGGACGAAAAGGAGAAGAAACCGACCCGUACUGGAGAGGAUACAUCGAUUAUGCGAACCAAGCCGGAUGCGCAAAGUACGCCAAAACUUCAACCAGUGCCAUUGCCAUUGCCGCAGGAAGAACGAGAAGAAGCGAAGUCCACCCAAACGUCGCUUCAAACGCGAGGGCGAGAAUCACGGGGCAUCCAGGUAUCGCGACGAAAUGAGGAAUUAUACUCCCGUCAGGACAAAGGCAUCGGUACAACCGACAGCUACACGAUGGCCUCGGUAGAUGCGGCGGAAAGUUUCGAAUUCUUUUCACCCUCGGUUCCGGAAACGGAAAAUAACACCCCAUCGGUAGCUGCUUCCGUUUCCACGCCGGUGCAUACAUCAUCGAACACUUCCUCGUCCGCUGCGAAUGAGGCCAGCACAAGUAAUCGAGCAAUGAGGCCUUCGUUUGACGACGAGGUAAAACUCGGACUAACGCUGUACAAUUCAAUCUGUGAGCUAAACAGCAUGCCAACAGGUGUGAAGGAAAGUUUGAUCGAUAAAAUAUUUCGAAAGCUGUCCCGACACGAUCCGAAGGGGAGAACGCGGCAACAGUUGCUCCACGACUACGGGCAGGCUGUUAGGAAGCGGGCGGCGAGACAGGAUGAAGGUGGCAGUUCGAAGGAAAAGGAAGAGAGCAACGUGUAUGAUGAUGUGAGUCCUUGCACCGAAAAGGACGACUCGGAGAUUGGCAAUGGCAGUGCUCAGCUGGAUCGAAGUAUGGACAUGGUAGAGGUCAUUGAAGAGACGAAAGAUCCGACCACCAUUCCCGGGAGCGAAAGCGUUUCUGAAGGAUCUGUGCAAGCGUCUACUUCCGGAGCGAAUGAGGGAAAAAACGAACUUCAAAUGAGUUCCUCAGCUGGGAUCGUUUCGCUUGAGAAUUCGUCGCACCGUACCGUUUCUUCGCAACCCGUAUCGGCCGGAACGACAAAAGAAAACCUUCCCCGAAAGAUGUCCGCUCCGGAGCCACGGGAUCGACGCGUGCGGAAAGCUAUGCAGGAAUAUCUUAAACCCAUGACGCACUCGGAAGUAGAAUACGAGAACUUUCGUCAGCUACGGCAGCUCAACGAAGAACGUGCCAAUGAUCCACAGCUGGCUAAGAUCGAUCGAGAGAUUGAACAGCUGCUGGUGAAGAAAAUGUUACUGCUCAACGUGGGGACGACUGCCACGGCGGGGCCAACAUUGCCGUUGCAAGAUAUGGCGCCUGCGCCUCCCAUUCCUUUGCCUAUUCCCAGUGAACGUAGUGGAACGGUGUACACUUCGGUACACGAACCAAUUUCAGUCGAGAGCAGCUCCAAAGACAGCAGCUCUGGUUGGAAUUCACACUAUCAUAUGGCGAAGGUGAUUAAAAAUCGGUCCAAGCUUGAAACACCCACGUCGACCCCAUCGGACGUGAGCAUUCCAACGUUCAUUAAGCAAAAAAAGGACAAAUUUGUCGAGAACUACGAUCAGGUUCGUACACGCAGAGCGUUUGAAGAGCAGAAUCACAUUUACACCCGGCCGUACAGCAGCGGUGGUCACCGGAGUGGCGAUAGAAGACACCAUCAGCACGAGAAGGAGAAUCAUGCCUUCCGUAAGGAUAGAUAUGCGUUAAACAAGCUAUCGAAGGGAACGGCCACCGAGUGCAGGGCAAUAUCGUCCUCUAACAAUACGAUACCUUCGCCGGAAUUUAUAUCGUCCGAUUCGAUAUCGAUACCGGUCGUUACGACGCUUACAAACACUACCACAACGCACCAUUACGAUAUUAAAUCCAGAAUGCCGUCACCGCAACUGACAGCCAAAGGACGCACGGCAGGCACGCAGACAACGGAUUCUAUCCUGCGCACCAAGCCGAUUUUUGGAGAAGCGAAACAAAAACCCACCUCCGUAACAGCAGCCGUGCAGGUUCCAUCAGCUGGUGGCAGAAAUAUGGCAGCGGGACAUUUACCGGUGGGCGAAUGUAGCUGUUCUUGUAGCAAACGUGACCAGAAGCGUGUCGAUCAUGGAACUGAUCACCAGGAAGUUCCUAGACGAACGGAAAUUAUUAACGGAGGACGUCUGGACAAGCAGGCGCAAACGAAACCAUCAUCGAUUGCGUACGUUAUUACGUUCGCCGGUACAACAACGGACGGAAAGAAAGGCCACCAGUCAUCUCCGGUGGGCGUAAAACCAUUAUCAUCAUCAUCAUCAUCUUCUCAUAGUAUUACCGAAAGCGAACCUGAAAAUGGGAAGGAUUAUGAGUCGGAAAAGAUGCUCACACUGCGGGAACAGUUUCGUCGAUCGUGUCCAGCCACCUUGAGCCGGAUCGAGGAACGACGCCUGUGUAUAAGUGAACUAAACAAGCUACGCAGUAAACGCAACCAGCAACGCCAACGGUUGUUACUGCUUACGUCGGACGAUUCUUUGCGAAGAACGACCGCACAGGGCAGGAGUCAGCUGCCGCCGCCACCCUUGAGUCAGCGACGUGUGUUUGCAUCGACACAUGCCAUCCGAGAGAAUACACGCCGGAAGGUUCGCAAAUUGCCAGAAGUGCAACGGAAGAAGGAAGUCGAGCGGAUUAACAAUUUGAAGCGCAAAAAUCGUAUUCUUAAGGAUGUCUACAAUAAGAAUCUGCAACGUAAAGUGCUCAAGGGGCAAGUUGACCUAUCGAACAGUGUUCGUGUAAUUCAGGACUAG
Molecule: messenger RNA, 3567 nt
Organism: Anopheles marshallii
Lineage: Eukaryota; Metazoa; Arthropoda; Insecta; Diptera; Culicidae
Product: centrosome-associated protein Alms1a-like
Exons: 2
Coding region: 1-3567 (1188 amino acids)
Source: RefSeq, a predicted model, not a curated record